Messenger RNA from Homo sapiens (human), 3017 nucleotides. It is a transcript of the gene TMBIM4, whose product is annotated as transmembrane BAX inhibitor motif containing 4. Gene Ontology annotation, cellular component: Golgi membrane. NCBI's taxonomy places the organism in Eukaryota, Metazoa, Chordata, Mammalia, Primates, Hominidae. Gene Ontology annotation, biological process: calcium ion transmembrane transport; locomotory behavior; negative regulation of neuron apoptotic process. The transcript has 8 exons. The record is from RefSeq and is marked validated. Bases 46 to 903 code for a protein of 285 amino acids.
GGUUGCGGUUAGUGGACCGGGACCGGUAGGGGUGCUGUUGCCAUCAUGGCUGACCCCGACCCCCGGUACCCUCGCUCCUCGAUCGAGGACGACUUCAACUAUGGCAGCAGCGUGGCCUCCGCCACCGUGCACAUCCGAAUGGUUCUCCAGAGAGAUUGUACCUUCAGCAAACAAUAUAUGAGGAUACCUUCUGCACCCUCAGCCACACUGAAUAUCAUCAGAUUUUUUCAUCUCCGGCAAUCUGGUAGAUCAGGGAUGGUGAACAUUUUCUACAAAGGGCCAACCUUUCUGAGAAAAGUCUACAGCAUUCUUUCUCUGCAGGUUCUCUUAACUACAGUGACUUCAACAGUUUUUUUAUACUUUGAGUCUGUACGGACAUUUGUACAUGAGAGUCCUGCCUUAAUUUUGCUGUUUGCCCUCGGAUCUCUGGGUUUGAUUUUUGCGUUGAUUUUAAACAGACAUAAGUAUCCCCUUAACCUGUACCUACUUUUUGGAUUUACGCUGUUGGAAGCUCUGACUGUGGCAGUUGUUGUUACUUUCUAUGAUGUAUAUAUUAUUCUGCAAGCUUUCAUACUGACUACUACAGUAUUUUUUGGUUUGACUGUGUAUACUCUACAAUCUAAGAAGGAUUUCAGCAAAUUUGGAGCAGGGCUGUUUGCUCUUUUGUGGAUAUUGUGCCUGUCAGGAUUCUUGAAGUUUUUUUUUUAUAGUGAGAUAAUGGAGUUGGUCUUAGCCGCUGCAGGAGCCCUUCUUUUCUGUGGAUUCAUCAUCUAUGACACACACUCACUGAUGCAUAAACUGUCACCUGAAGAGUACGUAUUAGCUGCCAUCAGCCUCUACUUGGAUAUCAUCAAUCUAUUCCUGCACCUGUUACGGUUUCUGGAAGCAGUUAAUAAAAAGUAAUUAAAAGUAUCUCAGCUCAACUGAAGAACAACAAAAAAAAUUUAAUGAGAAAAAAGGAUUAAAGUAAUUGGAAGCAGUAUAUAGAAACUGUUUCAUUAAGUAAUAAAGUUUGAAACAAUGAUUAAAUACUGUUACAAUCUUUAUUUGUAUCAUAUGUAAUUUUGAGAGCUUUAAAAUCUUACUAUUCUUUAUGAUACCUCAUUUCUAAAUCCUUGAUUUAGGAUCUCAGUUAAGAGCUAUCAAAAUUCUAUUAAAAAUGCUUUUCUGGCUGGGCACAGUGGCUCACGCCUGUAAUCCCACCACUUUGGGAGACCGAGGCAGGUGGAUCACGAGGUCAAGAGGUUGAGACCAUCCUGGCCAACAUGGUGAAACCCCGUCUCUACUAAAAAUACAAAAAUUAGCUGGAUGUGGUGGCACACACCUGUAGUCCCAGCUAGUCAAGAGGCUGAGGCCAGAGAAUCGCUUGAACCUGGGAGGUGGAGGUUGCAUUGAGCCAAGAUCACGCCACUGCAUUCCAGCCUGGUGACAGAGCGAGACUCAGUCUCAAAAAAAAAAAAAAAAUUUUUCUUCCUAAAUUAGCCACGCAUAGCAGUUCGUUUGCAAUUCAAAAAUAAUUUUAUGAGUAGAUAAGAAUAUCAGUUUACCGUUGUCUAGUGAUUUUAUCUAAAUUUUCCCUGAAUUAUUAAGUAAUAUUGAUUUGGCUUUGAUUCUGAAGUAGUAGAGUCUUUACCAUUAUAAACUGUAAAUCUCUUUUUGCUUAAAAGGAAAAAAAUGUAAAAGAUAAAUUCCACAGAGAAUUAUUCAGUAUUACAUUAAAAUGUUAAUGACUUUUUAUUUUAAAUUGUACUAACAUUAAAAGUUGGCCUGAAAGUCAGAUAUUAUGACAAAAUUUGACAUUAAUUGUUUUUAAAGUAUAGAUUUCAUUUGAAAUUAUAGAAUGGUAAUGUGGUUAGAGGACACCAAAGAUACUGGGUCAUCAGCCAUUAAGUAUAUCUAUUUCAAAAUUAAAAUAUUUGGGAAGUAUUGUCUUAUGGUUUCAUUUGUGUUGGUCCACACAGCAUGUUAGGUCAGUGUACCAGUAACCAAUGAAAUUUUGUCAAAUUCCCUCACUGUACUAGUUUGUUAGGCUGCCAUAACAAAGUUCUACAGCUUGGGUGGCUUCAACAAGAAAUUUGUUUUCCCACAGUUCUGGAGGCUAAAAGUCCAAGAUCAAGGUGUUAGCAGGGUUGGUUUCCUUUGAGGCCUUUCUCUUUGAUUUGUAGAUGGCCAUCUUCUCCCUGUGUCUUUAAAUGGCCUUCCCUCUGUACUUGUCUGUGCCCAAAUUUCUUCUUCUUAUGAGGACACCAGUCAUACUGGAUUAGGGCCCACACUGAGGACCUCAUUUUUCCUUAAUUAUCUCUUUCAAAACCUAUCUCCAAAUACAGUCACAUUCUGAAGUGCUGGGAUUAGGAUUUCUUCAUGUGAAUUUUGGGGGGACUACAACUCAGCCCAUAACACCCCCUAAGUAUUUCCCAGCUAUUAAGUUGAAAUAAACUUGUAGUAUCAAUUUAAGCUUGCAUGAUUUGUAGAUGUAAAUUUGACUUUAUUAUCAUUAACUGUUGAAUUAUCAAGUGUAUGAUGCAGUGCAAUCAAGUUUAACAGCAUGGUGGGUAAGAGCAUCUAGAUUAGAAUCAUUGCAGUCCAACCAGGUGCUUAAGUGACAUUUGGCGAAUUAUUUAUCCUUCCUUAGGUCUUCUGCCUCAUCUUCAUAAUGGGAAUAAUGAUGUCUAGCUUAUUGGGCUGUUAUAAGGAUUAAAUGAGAUAGAUAAAUAAACUAAACUAAGUGCUUAAUUAAUGUCAGCUGAUGGUAUUAAUACCAUUUUCUUUUUUUUUUUUUUUUUUUUUUUUUAAUUUAUUUUUUUAUUGAUAAUUCUUGGUUGUUUCUCACAGAGGGGGAUUUGGCAGGGUCAUGGGACAAUAGUGGAGGGAAGGUCAGCAGAUAAACAAGUGAACAAAGGUCUCUGGUUUUCCUAGGCAGAGGACCCUGCAGCCUUCCGCAGUGUUUGUGUCCCUGAUUACUUGAGAUUAGGGAUUGGUGAUGACUCUUAACGAGCAUGCUGCCUUCAAGCAUCUGU